AUUCAUUCCUUCUUUUUGAGAUUAGCCGCCAUACUUGGCGUUUUGUAUCAAGAAGUUUUUACUUCAUUAUUCCAUAAAUUGUUUAGUAAUCGGGUGAUUACUAAUUAAAAAACAUGGUACAAAAGAAGCCCAAGAAGAAGGUUGGAAAAAAGGUAGCUGCUGCUCCCUUAGCAGUAAAAAAAGUCGAACCUAAAAAGGUAACUAAUCCUUUAUUUGAAAAACGUACCCGUAAUUUUGGUAUUGGUCAAGACAUUCAGCCAGCUCGAGACCUUAGCAGAUUCGUAAGAUGGCCAAAAUACAUUCGUAUUCAACGUCAAAGAGCUGUCCUUUACAAACGAUUGAAAGUCCCACCACCAAUUAAUCAAUUCACCCAAACACUUGACAAACAGACAGCCACACAACUAUUCAAAAUUUUGGAAAAAUAUAGGCCUGAAUCUGCUGAAGCUAAAAAGAAGAGACUAAAGGCUAGAGCUGAAGAAAAAGUGGCUAAAAAAGAAGAUACUCCAACAAAAAGGCCAAAUGUUCUGAAAAGUGGAAGCAAUACUGUGACUACUUUAGUUGAACAAAAGAAAGCUCAGUUAGUCGUCAUUGCUCAUGAUGUCGAUCCAAUUGAGAUUGUUCUUUUCCUUCCGGCUCUUUGUCGUAAAAUGGGAGUACCUUACUGUAUUGUAAAAGGUAAAGCACGAUUGGGACGUCUUGUUCGACGCAAAACAUGCACAGCUGUCGCUCUAACACAGGUUGACUCUGCUGAUAGAGCCAAUUUCGGCAAGGUAGUUGAAGCUAUUAAAACGAACUUUAAUGACCGUUACGAUGAAAUCAGACGUCACUGGGGUGGUGGACUUCUCGGUAGCAAAUCUGCUGCUCGUAUUGCUAAGCUUGAAAAAGCUAAAGCUAAAGAACUUGCCCAAAAGCAAGGUUAAACCUUUAAAAUAAUGGUUUGUAUAUUCGAAAAUGCAAUCAAUAAAAACGGAAAAAUGAAGCAAAAGAUUAAAAAUUCAAA
Chelonus insularis is the source of this 1000-nucleotide messenger RNA. It is a transcript of the gene RpL7A, whose product is annotated as ribosomal protein L7A. The record is from RefSeq and is a predicted model, not a curated record. Gene Ontology annotation, cellular component: cytosolic large ribosomal subunit. The coding region runs from base 114 to 920 and encodes 268 amino acids. The transcript is spliced from 5 exons. Lineage: Eukaryota; Metazoa; Arthropoda; Insecta; Hymenoptera; Braconidae. Gene Ontology annotation, biological process: maturation of LSU-rRNA; ribosome biogenesis. Gene Ontology annotation, molecular function: RNA binding.